UUGUGUGGACGGGGUUGCGGGGAGGAUUUAGGCCGUUAUUUUGCUCGCCCUGCUGCUGCUGUUGUUGUUGUUGUUGUUCUUGGCAUGUGUCCACAUACUAAUGGAGCAGUGAGCGGAACCUGGCGGCUCGGUCCGGUCACAGCGGUUAUUUAGUUUGUGUACAAACGGGGAAGCGCCGCCGCAGCCAUAGCAGCUAGGUUAGCUUAGCAUGCUAAUAGCUGCUAGUACAGUUUACAAGCCGGGACGUUCGGUUCGGUUUAGAGUAAAUGUUUAAAUAUUCGCGAUCACGCGCCGCUUACCGAUUAAAUAUUGCGUUUAUUUAUUUAUAAAUGAUCAGUAUUAAUGUUAAAAGCUCGACGUGCUGGAUGUAAACGAGGAUUCGGUGCUUUUGUGGCUAUAUGUGUGUAUAGUGUAUAUUCCUGUAUAGAGGAGGCUUGUUUAUAGAUGCUACAUCCAGCACCAGGUUUCCAUAAUCAGUAAAUAGAAUUUCUAUAAUUGUGUAAUUCUAUCCUGGGUGUUUGGUGUGCAGGGCUGGACUGUUAGAAUGAAUGGCAGUCUCAGAUGCGAACAAAUCACCAAUUUUGUACCAAACCAAACCUGAAUCGGUUUCACAGGAUCGAAGAGUUGGAAGAAAAUGGCCCAGGAGGCGUUUCCUUUACAUUAUCUGGUCUGGAACAACCAGUACCAGGAACUGGAGCGAGAGCUGAAGAACAAGCAGCAGGAAAUCGAGAGCUUGGACCCUCGCGGGCGAACGCCGCUGGAGCUGGCCGUGUGCCUCGGACAUGUGGAGUCCACUCGCGUGCUGCUGCGCCACAACGCAGAUCCCACACGCUGCAGUGAGCGCGGCUGGACGGUGUUGCAGGAAGCAGUAAGCACAGGAGAUCCUGAACUGGUACAACUGGUCCUCCAGUACAGAGACUUCUGUAGAGCCACAGAGAGACUGGCCGGCAUCCCCGAACUUCUCAGCAAACUCAGACAGGCGAGGGAUUUCUACGUGGAGAUGAAGUGGGAGUUCACCAGCUGGGUGCCCCUGGUCUCUAAGGUGUGCCCGAGCGACGUGUACCGUGUAUGGAAGAGUGGCUCGUGUCUGCGAGUGGACACCACACUGCUGGGCUUCGAACACAUGACCUGGCUCAAGGGCCGCCGCAGCUACAUCUUUAAGGGUGGAGCUGACGGAGGCGCCGUGGUGAUGGAGGUGGACCACGAGAAGCAGGUGGUGUACACAGAGCCGCUGUCCCCGCGCGACGCUUCGUCUCUCCUCGCCGCCAUGCUACCGUCGCAGGAGAACACGGCGCAGAGACUCACCUCCCCCAUCGUCUCCACCCACCUCAACACGCGCAACAUAGCCUUCGAGCGGAACAAGGCUGGAAUUUGGGGCUGGCGCUCCGAGAAGUCUGAAGUGAUCAGUGGCUACGAGGCAAAGGUUUACAGUGCCAGUAACGUGGAGCUGGUGACGCGCUCUCGUACCGAACACCUCUCUGAUCAGGACAAGUCCAGGUGCAAAGGUUCCAGAACUCCUCUCCAGUCGUUCCUCGGGCUUGCAGAGCAGCACGUGUCGAACAACGGGAGUCAGGUGUCUCAGUGCGCGAGUCCUCACAACCCGACCGACAUCACGGCCGAGGAGUACUUCGACCCGGAGUUUGAUCUGAACGAUAGAGACAUUGGCAGGCCCAUCGAGCUCACCAGCAAGGUGCAAAGGUUUAAGGCCACGCUGUGGUUGAGUGAAGCCCACCCUCUAUCGCUGGCGGAGCAGGUGACGCCCAUCAUCGACCUCAUGGCGAUCUCUAAUGCGCACUUCGCUAAACUGAGGGACUUCAUUACGCUGCGUCUGCCGCCUGGAUUUCCCGUCAAGAUAGAGAUCCCGCUCUUCCACGUGUUGAACGCUCGGGUGACCUUUAGUAACCUGUGCGGCUGUGAUGAGCCGGUCAGCUCUGUUACCGUACAGUCUUCACCAGGAGCAACAGAAGCAGGUCAGACCCCCCCUCCCCUGAUGUGUGAAGUGGACCCGUCGGUGUUCGAACCUCCAGCCGAUUACACGCAGCUCGGUCCGGGCCGUAACGAGCCGCUGAGGGACGAGGACGACAACCUUCUGCAGUUCGCCAUUCAGCAGAGCCUGCUGGACGCCGGGACGGAGAGCGAUCAGGUGACUAUAUGGGAAGCUCUGACUAACACUCGGCCGGUGUCGUCUCAGCCUCCGCUGUACGAGGAGGACUCUCAGCUCGAGAGGGCGAUCCAGGAGUCGCUGUCUCUGUCGCUGACCGGAGGAGAGAGCGGCGACACCCCGGCUCGGUCUCCGUCGGGUUCCUCACCCGACCCGGCCCUCAACUCGCCCCCCUCCUACAAUUCGCUGGCUGACCCGCGGGCCACGGGGGCGUUCGGCGUGGCCGCUAGUUUUGACGAGCAGCUGCGCCUGGCGAUGGAGCUUUCGUGCCGGGAGCAGGAGCAGCUGGACAGGAAGCAGAGAGAAGAGGAGGAGGAGCUGGAGAGGAUACUGCAGCUCUCGCUCACUGAGAAGUGACGUCACUCGUCCCCGAGCCGCUCCCGUUUUCUUUCUUUAUUUAUUGAUUUGUGCUUUUUUUUAUCCCGCUGUGUUUAUUUAUUUGUAAAAAUUCCUGCUUCUUUUGUUAUAAAGUAUUAAACCGUGGACGGAGGCGACCGAGCGACUGAAGUGAACGAUUUUCCCUCGACUUUUAUCUCUUUAUUCUGAGUGAAAAUGUUUGAUUGUCAUGUUUACGAUAUAAAAUUAAUAAUUUAAAUAUGAAGUAUUGAUGAGUAUUGAUGAGUAUUGAUGAGUAUUGAUGAGUAUUGAUGAGUAUUGAUGAGUAGUGAUGAGUAGUGAUGAUGACGACACUGCAGACGUGAAUAAAUUAUUGAUAUUAUAUGAAAUCACUUCAAUAUGAUGGCUGAUAAACAGUGAAAGAAAUUAUUAAACGUUUCUGAAACACUUUUAAAA
Trichomycterus rosablanca is the source of this 2953-nucleotide messenger RNA. It is a transcript of the gene ankrd13d, whose product is annotated as ankyrin repeat domain 13 family, member D. The coding region runs from base 635 to 2518 and encodes 627 amino acids. The transcript is spliced from 17 exons. Gene Ontology annotation, cellular component: cytoplasm. Gene Ontology annotation, molecular function: protein binding. Lineage: Eukaryota; Metazoa; Chordata; Actinopteri; Siluriformes; Trichomycteridae. The record is from RefSeq and is a predicted model, not a curated record.